Lingula anatina is the source of this 2307-nucleotide messenger RNA. RefSeq names its product scavenger receptor cysteine-rich type 1 protein M130. Gene Ontology annotation, cellular component: membrane. The record is from RefSeq and is a predicted model, not a curated record. NCBI's taxonomy places the organism in Eukaryota, Metazoa, Brachiopoda, Lingulata, Lingulida, Lingulidae.
GAACUGUAUGUAAAGUCCAAAUGACCGCGGAGCAUGCUGGUAUUAUUUGCAGGCAGCUUGGGUUUGAUGACGGAAAACUUGCUACCGUCUCGUCAGGCACGGGGAACGUGUGGCUGCGGUUACGAGAUUCCUGCUCCCUGGCUCACAUCCAAGCCUGCCCGAGAUACGGCUUUGGAAUGACGCAUUGUGGACACGGUCACGACAUUGGGAUAUACUGCUAUGACAUAACGAAUGCAUCCUGUGAGGCUCCAGCGGCUCUGACUGGCCACUUUGGUCACUUGCGUUCCUUUGGUCACCCGACCACCCAGUAUGGACCCAACCUGAACUGUACCUGGUGGAUCACCGUCCCUGAGGGCUUUGCCGUCAGACUGACAUUUACUGAUUUCAGUCUUGAAGAUUCUGUGGAUUGUGAAAACGACUACGUGGAAGUUAGAGACAUAGGGAUGGGCUCAUUUGAGAACUGGACCUCUGCUGCUGUCAUAGGACGGUAUUGCGGUGCCACAAACCCUGGCACUCUAACUUCUACAACUAACCGUCUUGUUGUCCACUUCCGGAGUAACGAAGCGACUUCUAGCGGUGGAAUGGCUGCGUAUUUCAGCAGUGACUGCAGCGGUGCGACCGUCUGGAAUAAAGUUAACAACACAUCCGAUCUCAGUGGCACAGACUUCAUGAUCCGGUCCAUCAAUAACGCCAGUAAUUGUCUCUUGGAGUGUGAUCACCAUCAGUUCUGUUUCAAGGUGUACUACGAUGCCACAAAUGAAACAUGUUAUAUGAAAAUGGCCACGUUUUAUGGCCGAAAUAUCAGCCUCAGUGGAUUGGAGCUGGAGACGUAUGAGAAAAAAUGCAUAAAUGGUCACCAAUGGACAACGCAAGACAACAGAGCUAUACGCAGCGAAGAGCUUGCGGUGGAAUACACCAGCAAUGUGGACAAUUGCCUAGCCUCCUGCCGAAUGAGGCCAACUUGUCUGGCAAUCGAUUACAGCGCCAGCAGCAAGAAGUGUACACUUCACAGCGUCAAUUCUGCUGAUACCUCGUUGACGUUAGAGUCAUCCACUGUGUACCAUGAGACCACUGUUCCCAAGACGUGUGCAGAAGUGUUGGCCAAUAACGGCACCAGUGGCUGGUAUGGUUUGAAAGUAGCCACCGGUCAGCUAGUCUUUACUUACUGUGAUGCCCUGAGGUUUGGCGGAGGAUGGACCUUACUGAUGGCGAAACGCGCAAGGUCUUGCACUUCACCUGUGUCUGAGCUACCUGUGUCUCAGUACUCAUUACUAGAGUCGGAAUUUUCGAUAUUGCAAGAACUUCUGCGCUUUAAAGAUAGGACGUUGGUUGAUUAUUAUGAGUUACUGUUGGAAGAUAGUGGGAGGCAGUGGAACAGCACGUGGAUGGUGCCCAACACAAUGUCAGAUUACAAUGACGUCACAGUGACAUCAUUUGAAGGUGUGACGUCAAUGCUUGGCAUGGCACGAGGGCAUAUACAGAGCCUUGCCCACAUCAGCGCCAUAUCGAACAUCAGUGGCCUGCCAUAUAUUGGCGAGAACUGCAGCAGCCCGGUGACGGAUGCCUCCAACACCAUCUUUCUGUGGAUGAGGACCCCCACCACCGCUAAUAAGGAUAAAAAAUGCAUGAUCAACGUUUGUGCAAAUGGUGGCCAUUGCCGGUAUGAAAACGGAAACACCACCUGCACCUGUGCCAAAGGAUUUUACGGGGAGAAAUGUGAACAUAGUCUUCCAAGCGUCACUGCGCAGUUUAAAAAAUUGCCGGAUACCGCCGUUCGAUUUGCAGACAUCACCAAGACGAAAGUUUCGACACGUGUACUCGAUUGCAUGAGUUUCUGUGUUUUGCACGGAUGUUCUGGUUUCUACUGGCAACCAAAAACUGAAGUGAAGCCCAUGAAUUGUGAACUGCUUUCAGAACAAUUAUUUGGAAGUUUGCUGUACUCUGAGGUUCAUAGGGAUGUAUAUGUACGACUCCAGGAAGGUGAUAUUGACUGGGAACAGUGAAACACUGGGUGUGUUCACAUCCAUCUAUCGUUACUUGGCUCCCUUUAAAGUACAUACUAACCACAGACUUGUAGAUCAUCUUUAGUCAGCAAUUACAUGUAUUUUUUCUAAAAAAUGUGAACCUUUGUACCUCCUUAAUUGACCCAACCUGGUAAAUGCCACUUAAAGUAGAUCAAAAUUGGAAACAGGGCGGAUCUUUUCCGACCACAGGGAAAGUUGUUUUGAAUCAUUUGAACCCAGUGUAACGUGACAGAGAGUUCCCCCAUGAUAGAGAGUCCGCUUCCCAUUCAUUUGCACAGGUAAG